CGCUGUUAAAAUCGCUGCCCAUCACAAAGAUUUAGAUUUCCACAGAAAUCUAAAUUUGUCAAGGCAUUGAUAAAUACAAGUCUGAUAUGCCAAACCAAGACACUCUGAAGGUUGCCAGCUGCUGACUGAAGAACAAAAGUCAUACAGACUUGCUGACGAUGAAGACUCAGACCACGUUUUUGUUGGUGGCGGUAGCUGUAGUUUGCCUAGCUGCUCAUGGAUUGUGUGCAACCGGUCAAAAAAUCACAAGAUGCAGAUGUGUGAAAACUACAUCUCAUCUCAUUCAUCCCAAAAAGUUUCAACAUAUCGAGAUCUUUCCUCAGGGUCCCCACUGCAGAAAGGUGGAGAUUGUAAUUACCCUGAAGACAGGUGCAAAGGUCUGUGUGAAUCCUGAAACCGAAUGGGUCAAAAAAGUUAUUAAUAUCUUGACUGAAAGGUAA
Molecule: messenger RNA, 440 nt
Organism: Hypanus sabinus (Atlantic stingray)
Lineage: Eukaryota; Metazoa; Chordata; Chondrichthyes; Myliobatiformes; Dasyatidae
Product: interleukin-8-like
Exons: 4
Coding region: 159-440 (93 amino acids)
Biological process (GO): chemokine-mediated signaling pathway; inflammatory response; antimicrobial humoral immune response mediated by antimicrobial peptide
Cellular component (GO): extracellular region
Molecular function (GO): chemokine activity; CXCR chemokine receptor binding
Source: RefSeq, a predicted model, not a curated record